Molecule: messenger RNA, 3612 nt
Organism: Phyllopteryx taeniolatus (common seadragon)
Lineage: Eukaryota; Metazoa; Chordata; Actinopteri; Syngnathiformes; Syngnathidae
Gene: prdm5
Product: PR domain containing 5
Exons: 19
Coding region: 160-2463 (767 amino acids)
Biological process (GO): regulation of transcription by RNA polymerase II; negative regulation of DNA-templated transcription
Cellular component (GO): nucleus
Molecular function (GO): protein binding; DNA-binding transcription factor activity, RNA polymerase II-specific; RNA polymerase II cis-regulatory region sequence-specific DNA binding
Source: RefSeq, a predicted model, not a curated record
CCUGGCCCCGGCGGACCCGGACCCCGACCUGGACUCUCCCCGCCGCCGCGGACGCCGUCGAGACCAGGCUCCGAAUCCGAAGCGACGAUGCUGGCUCGCCCCCAAAACCUCUAGCGUCCAUUUUGUGGCGUUUCAUGAAGACAGCGGCGGACCACCGACAUGUUGGGGAUGUACGUGCCGGACAGAUUCUCCCUGCGCUCGUCCAAAGUCCAGGAUGGAAUCGGUCUGUUCACGGCGCGGCGGGUCAAAAAGAUUCCUAAAAAGAAGAAGAAGAAGAAGAAGAAGAAAAAAAAAGAUGGGCGAAAGAUGACGUGUGUGGUCCCCACGCCCCCCUGCCAGGAGUUGGGGAACUUGAAGGGAGAAAAAUUUGGCCCCUUCGCUGGGGAGAAGAAGCUGCCGUGCGAGCUGGACGAAAGCGCCGACACCAGACUCAUGUGGGAGGUUCGUGGCAGUAAGGGUGACGUCCUGUAUAUCCUGGACGCCAGCAAUCCGCGCUACGCCAACUGGCUGCGUUUUGUCCACCAGGCGCCCUCGCAAGAGCAGAAGAACCUGGCAGCCAUUCAGAGGGACUUUCAUCUCUUUUGGAACAUACCAAAAUCAAAGGAUGGCGAGAACAUCUUCUACUUGGCCGUGGACGACAUCGAGACGGACACGGAGCUCCUGAUCGGCUUCCUGGACAGCGACAUGGAAGAGGAGGAGGAGGAGGAGGAAGAGGAGGAGGUCAACAAAGAUGAGGAGGAGAGCAGCAAAGAGGCAAAGCACCUGGUCGAGAUGGAACUGGUGAUCAAGAAGGAGGACCACCCGUGCCUGCUUUGUGAGAGCAGCUUCCCCAGCGAGGAGAUCCUGGCCGCCCACCUGCAGAGUCUGCACCAGAGGCCCAGCACGGACGAGAAGGAGUUCAAGUGCAGGAACUGCGGCAAGAAGUUCCCCGUCAAGCAAGCGCUGCAGCGACACGUGUUGCACUGUUCGGAAACGGUGAGCCCUUCGGGGGACGCCAAAGCUCAUCACCAGUGUUCCGUGUGCCACAGCUCCUUCAGCUCAGAGUCCAGCUUCGAGCAGCACAAGGAGGCGUGCAAAGGCGACGCCCGUUUCAUCUGCAAGGAGGAGAGCUGCGGCAAAAGGUUCAAGAGCAAGGACGCACUGAAGAAACAUAAAGGGAACGUUCACACAGGGAGUGCGCGAAGGAAACUGACAUGCACCAUUUGCAACAGGAAGUGCUCGUCCUCUCUAAAUCUGCAAGAGCACAGAAAGAUACACGAAAUAUUCGACUGCCACGCAUGUGACAAGAAGUUCAUCUCCACCAAUCAGCUCAAACGACACAUGAUCACACACUCGGAGAAGCGUCCGUACACGUGCGAGAUCUGCAGCCGCUCGUUCAAGCGUCUCGACCAGGUGACGGCGCACAAGAUCAUCCACAGCGAGGACAAGCCGUACAAGUGCAAACUGUGCGGAAAGGAAUUUGCCCAUCGGAACGUCUACAAGAAUCACAAGAAGACCCACUCGGAGGAAAGACCUUUCCAGUGCGAUGAGUGCAAGGCCCUUUUCCGCACUCCUUUCUCUCUACAGCGCCACCUGCUCAUCCACAACAGUGAGCGGACGUUCAAGUGCGACCAGUGCAACGCCACCUUCAAGCGCAAGGACACGCUCAACGUGCACAUCCAGGUGGUGCACGACGGCCACAAGAAGUACAAGUGCGACCUGUGCGAGAAGGCCUUCGUCACGCCCUCCGUCCUCAAGAGCCACAAGAAGACGCACACGGGUGAGAAGGAGAAGAUCUGCCCGUACUGCGGACAAAAAUUCGCCAGCAACGGCACGCUGAGGGUCCACAUCCGCAGUCACACAGGUGAGCGUCCCUACCAGUGCCCCUACUGCGACAAAGCCUUCAGCAAGAACGACGGCCUGAAGAUGCACAUCCGCACGCACACUCGAUUCAGGUCAGCGCGAGUCACUCGCUUUCCUGCCGCCCGGAAGUUCCCCGGCGCCGACUGUUUACAAACAUUACGAAAAGGUCUACUUGACACCCCGCAGGCUCGAAGUCGCCGCUUCCUGUUUGCACGCCGCUUUACAAACGAGGACGCCGCGCCAGGAAGUGAGCUUUUAGUCCCUGAAAACAAACAAAGACUCCAGCUUUGCCUUUUCCGUGGGGUCAAAGGUGGCCUGGCCCAACAGCUGGCGCAGAGUGAAGGUCAGCAGGAGAAGCCGUACAAAUGCAGCGAGUGCAACAAGGCCUUCAGCCAGAAACGAGGCCUGGACGAGCACAUGAGGACGCACACGGGGGAGAAGCCUUUCCAGUGCGACGUGUGCGACCUUUCCUUCAGCCUGAAGAAGAUGCUGAGUCGCCACAAGCUGACGCACAACCCCAACCGGCCCAUGGCCGAGUGCCAGCUGUGCCACAAGAAGUUCACGCGCAACGACUACCUCAAAGUGCACAUGGAGAACGUCCACGGAGAGACGGACGGAUAGACGCGCGGGAGAACACGUCGCCACGCCCCCCAAAAAUGAUGUGUUAAAGUGUUUUCGUAGCGUGCAAAAGCACCUAUCUUGACUUGAAACAAUGACCGUAAAUUCCUGUACCAGCACCUUAAUCCAGAUCUUCACCCAAAUGUCCUACUAACGAUGCGUUCACGGUGGCGUGUUUUUUUUUUUUUUUUGUUGUUUUUUUUUUACAGCUUCCUGCGACUACUAUUUAGAAGUGGAAAAGUUACUGCGCCAAACCCGUGAACGUAAAUUCCCGCAUCAGCACCUUCCGCCACAUCCUCACCGAAAUGCCGUGCUGUCUUAACGAUGAUGCGUUCAACGCGGCAUGUUUUUCUCAGUGUCCUGCGAAAACCCAUGGACUUUUUCACAGUACUGUACGUGUGCAAAGUAGUGUUUUUCUUGUAGCUGCUUAUGUUUGGUACAACAUGUAAACAGAUGAUGCUUGUUAUUAUUGUUAUUUAUCUUUGGUGCUUGUUGCUUGUUGCUCUGCAGAACGACAUUUAUCUACUGGAUCGUGGACCAACCUCUGUUAAGCAUUUAAUGCCCCCCCCCCCAAAAAAAAAAAAAGGCUUACAAUGCUAAGUUCCUUUGCAUCAGGCUGUUGUGUGUACAGCAGACCCCCGCUGUUCGCAUGGAUAGGGAUCGGGGACAAUCCAUGUACAUUUCAUUGAAAAAAAUGUUUUUCCAAUAAUUAUUAUUUUUUUAACCCCCAAAAUUUGUGAAUAAGCGACAAGAAACCGGUACGGAAAAUCCGCAGAUGGGGAUUGAGGAUUUAUGUGGGGGGGGUCCACUGUUGACCUUUUGACCGUGACGUCACAUGUACAGCACUUCCGGGUGGGAGCUGGCCACGAGGAAACAAAAGUUUCACAAAACAAAAGUUGUUCCGCGAGCAAAAUCGCUUGGGAGGAGGCCGGAACGCCGGCCGGAACUUACGUAAUGACUUAAUGUUUUGAUGAAGUUUCCCCCCCCCCCCCCCUCGUUACAAAAGUACACAUCUGCGACCGACUGGCGACCAGGGAUGAGGCGUGUUGAAAACGGACUGAUGGAUAAAGCACACGUGACAUUGUCAUGUUGCACAGAUGAAUCCGAACAAAAAAAAGUGCUGAGUGCAAUAAAGGAGGAUUUCAACCAAUA